CAUCUGGGACACAGGAGAAAGAGUUUCAUAAACAGCAGCAUCAUGUUACAGAUUCCUUUGAUUUGGCUCAUCUUGUGUUUCUUGGACGAAUCCAGGGGGCAGAUUGUCAUCACUCAGACACCAGCUUCUAUACAGGCAAGUCCUGGGGACGCAGUCACCAUCCAGUGCAAAGCUUCCUCUUCUGUCACUAAAUAUACAGUCUUGUAUCAGUUUAAAUCAGGACAGAAACCCAAGCUACUGAUUUAUGAUGCUACAAACCGUUUUGAAGGGACCCCAGAUCGCUUCAGUGGCAGCUACGGCACCACUGACUUCUCGUUCACCAUCAAUGGCGUCCACGUCGAGGAUGAAGCAGAAUAUUACUGUGGACAACGCCAAAGCUUACCUUUACACAGGGUCACAGCUGAAAGAAAACUUGGUCUUUUUGUCAAGAGAGCAGGUCUUGCUAAAGCACUGUGUUACACUUUCGGUGCCGGGACCAAGCUAGAAGUGAAACGAAGAGAAGAUUCCACCCCAUUGGCAAUCAUUUUCCCACCCUCACCGGAGCAACUUAAAACGGAUUCAGCCACUGCCGUGUGCCUGGUCAGCACGUUCUACCCAAGCAGCCUAACCGUGGCCUGGAAAGUGGACGGCACUCCCGUCAGUGAGGGCGUCCAAACCAGCCCCCCAGCGUCGGAUACAGACAACACCUAUAAGCUGAGCAGCACCCUGACGCUCCCUACAUCAGAUUUCAACACCCACGAAUUAUACAGUUGUGAAGUGACGCACAAAACGUUGUCCAGUCCUCUUGUGAAGAGUUUUAGGAGGUCUGAGUGUUCCGGAUAGACCCCUCUAUAAAGCAGGCUCAUCUUUUACUGGUCAUUUAUGGUCAUUCCCCUGUUUACCACCCCUAUCAGAAAUCCCCCUAGUAUUAUGACUGUAGGAAAUAUCUCAUAUUGCAUGUCCUUUCUCUGCAGUCUGUAACUUCUUCCACAUCCUUUUUUCCUCUUACUGAUAUCACGUUAACCUUGGGAAAUAAUAUAAAUGCAGAAAUAAACGCAUUAU
Podarcis muralis (Common wall lizard) is the source of this 1041-nucleotide messenger RNA. Lineage: Eukaryota; Metazoa; Chordata; Lepidosauria; Squamata; Lacertidae. The record is from RefSeq and is a predicted model, not a curated record.